Molecule: messenger RNA, 1323 nt
Organism: Anisakis simplex (herring worm)
Lineage: Eukaryota; Metazoa; Nematoda; Chromadorea; Rhabditida; Anisakidae
Source: the annotation of a GenBank genome assembly
AUGGAGAACACGUUGCCACCUCGAGAGCAAUGGUCUUCGUGGGUUGACUUUAUUAUGUCAUGUGUUGGUUAUGCGAUUGGAUUGGGAAACGUCUGGAGAUUUCCGUAUUUGUGCUAUCAAAACGGUGGAGGAGCGUUCCUGAUACCAUAUUUCAUUUCGUUGGUUUUCUGCGGUGCUCCUCUGUUCAUUCUAGAAACUUCUUGGGGACAGCUCCUGAGUGUCGGUGGCUUAGGAAUGUUCAAAAUAUGCCCGAUUUUCAAGGGAGUGGGUAUAGCCGCAGCAGUAAUGGCCUUCUGGCUGAAUAUUUACUACAUUGUGGUGCUCAGUUGGGCAAUGUGCUAUCUGUGGAAUUCGUUUCGAUUGGAUUCCAACGUUCCGUGGCGUUCUUGUGAUAACCCAUGGAACACAAAAAGAUGCCGAAGUGAAUACGAUCCACUGGCGUGUGCAAAUAACCGAACGAUCGCUAAGUAUUUCAAUGUCAAAGUGCUGACAAAUGAUCAUUUGACUGAAUAUCGACAGCAGUUUUUCGUUGGUCCAAAAGCAAAUUGCUAUAAGGUGCUGGGAAUUAGCUCCGGUGUUGAUGUACCGGGUGCUAUGCGUUGGGAUUUGGCGCUGUACCUUUUCAUCGCAUGGGCCAUUUGUUAUUUGUGCAUUUUUAAGGGGGUCAGAUGGACCGGAAAGGUGGUAUAUCUAACCGCAUCAUUCCCUUACGUGAUGCUGGUUUGUCUCCUGAUUCGUGGUCUGACAUUACCUGGUGCUAGCCUUGGACUGGAGUAUUACUUGAAACCGAAUUUCUCAGUUUUGUUCAGAAGUAAAGUAUGGAUUGAUGCCGUCACGCAGGUCUUCUUUUCAUACGGUCUUGGACUUGGUGCACUCGUAGCGCUCGGAAGCUACAAUUCAUAUCACAAUAAUGUUUAUAAGCAAGCCUUAACGGUGUGUUUUGUCAAUAGUGGAACGAGCGUUUUUGCUGGUUUUGUCAUCUUCUCUUUCAUUGGUUUCAUGGCAGUUCAACAAGGCAAAACUGUGGCUGAGGUUGCGCAAUCAGGACCAGGUUUGCUGUUUUUGGCCUAUCCAUCUGGCAUUCUUCAGUUGCCGUACACAAAUAUAUGGUCUAUCCUCUUCUUUACCAUGGUACUGUUUCUUGGCGUGGAUUCACAGGUGAACAAACUCUUAUUCGAAAUCCUACUUUUAUUUCAGAUGAUACAGCAGCAAUCUCAAAUUGACUUAAAUAGAAUUGAAAUCUCUAUCAUUUCCUCAAAAAAAUCGCUUCGUCUACGUUUUUUCUGUGAUGUUCUUCACUCUCAACGUAACUGCUUUCCUUAA